This is a messenger RNA of Chanos chanos (milkfish), 1167 nucleotides long. Its product is annotated as glycophorin-C. The record is from RefSeq and is a predicted model, not a curated record. The transcript has 7 exons. Gene Ontology annotation, cellular component: membrane; cortical cytoskeleton. Lineage: Eukaryota; Metazoa; Chordata; Actinopteri; Gonorynchiformes; Chanidae. Bases 256 to 621 code for a protein of 121 amino acids.
GAUCAUGAAAUGACGUCGUUUCACUAACUGACGUCUUGUGAGCGAAACUUUGUCUGAACUUUUCUUUUUCAAAUGCAGCUGUCUCAUUUCUGCACACAGUGGUGAUUUCUUAAGUUGAGGGAGAACUUGUUGCUCUUUGAGGAAGCAAAGCUUCAUUGAUCUCAUACUACAGAUUUGCAACAUACGGGGUCUGUUGUCCUAAACCUGGUCCAACGGAAAACAACCAAAUACCUUAACUAAGGAGCUAAACCAGCAAUGGGAGACCCUGCAUUCACUCCAUCCACCAGUAUCCUCUCCCACACUCCGGCACAUCAUGGAACAACACCCGUGGCCCACGUUACCACAGUUUCACAUGGGAGAGGCACAGUGCAUCACCCUACGGCCGCAAUAAGUCCUCAUCAUACUUCUGGGCCUAGUGGAUGGCUCGCCGAGGAUGGUGGAGUCUGGCUUUUCAUUAUAACUGGAGUCAUCACGGCAGUAGUCCUGGUCUUACUGGUGUUGGCUAUAAUCAUCCUACGCUACAGAUACAGAUACAAGGGGACAUACUAUACUAACGAGAGCAUGGACCAAGACUGCAAUGAGAAAGACCCUCCUGAAACAAGUAACGAAGAGGUCCCCUAGGUUGUCCCGUACCGACCACAGAAAAUCCUGCAUGAAAUUUCCUCUCGGAAAUUGAGCCAUUGCUCACGUCUUGAAGACUAACAGAUAUUCCUGCGGUAUCGUAUUCAUAAUGACCGAAACAUUUUGUCUCUUCCUGUUUAUUCUUUUUGUAUCUUUAUACUUUUGAAUAUCUUUUUAUUGUUCCUUUACCCACAAAAUCAAUUCAGACACUGUGGUCAAUUAUUUGAAAUGCACAGAAACUGUGUGUAGAGACCUCUUUUGUAGUAUUUUUUUUUCAAUAUUCACAGCUGGAGUGUAAGUACAUAGGUUUUUUUUUUUACUCAAAUAUAACCUCCCAAGGACAAUCUCCCUCAGUAAUCUAAUUACUGAGGUCUAAAAACCUUGACAACGAAGAGUGUUGUGUUGUAAUCUGUCAUUUCUUUCAAAUGUGAAAAUGUGAGGUAAUUUGCACCUUCCAAAUGCUUUUUUCCUCAACGCCCUGUGCUAAUAGCUCCAAGCAUUUAGAUGGAGCUUACAAGGUGACUUUCUGAAACUUCCGAUGCACUG